CUCGCACAAGAAAGAGAGAAGGUCGAAUAAACCCCUAUUCGGGAGUUUGCUAAAAAAAAAAAUGUCGAGGCGCUCGUGUUCUCUAAUUCAAUGUCUGCUCCCACUGCCACUACUACUCUUCAACUUGUUAAUGAUGUCAAGCCUCUUGCAAACUUCUCAAGGUGAUGUUGGCACGGCUGCCCAGUACAGCCCUCCAUAUUUACCCACCGCUUGUUACAAUGACAGCGCGUCGCAGUUUCCGUCGAAUAAUAUGUUUGCGGCGGCUGGAGAUGGAAUCUGGGACAACGGGGCUGCUUGUGGGAGGCAAUACUUGGUCAGGUGUAUCAGUGCCGCGGUCGCCGAUUCUUGCAUAGCUGAUCAGGUCAUUCAAGUGAAGAUAGUCGACUAUGCUCUAGCAUUGACCAAAAAUCCACCCUCAGCUAGUGGCACCACCAUUGUUCUAUCGGAGACAGCUUUUGGGGCUAUUGCAAAUAAUUCUGCAGCACCUACUUCCAUUAAUUUGGAAUUCCAACAGGUAUGAACACGAAGAGUGAUGGUGCACGGCAAGCUGUGAAGAUCAGGAAGAAGAGAAUGGAUGAUUGCAUGUGUGAAUUACAGUUUUUACAAGUUAAAGUGUAUAUGAUAUCCAGCUUUGUUUCUAGCCACAAUCGUUUUACCCAUUCAUUCCUCCUAUCUAUUUCCGCGUUAUGAGCAAUGAAUGAAUGAAUGAAUACCUUUCAUUCGUAAUCUUCUUCUUUUCCUUGCGUGCUCCAUGGUUUUAGAACCUCUCGAGCUUUAACUAAUCAACGUCGUUUGACGUGUCUUGCGUCGUCUUCUUCUUUUCCUUGAAUCACGGUUGGGCGUGGCGUGGAGGUUUCAAAUUUGUCUUCGGACGACGUUUCAUAUGCGGAUUCUUAUGUAGUUUCCUGAAGUUUGAUUGCUAAAAUGUAAUGUAGUCGAGGAUAUGUGAUUGUUCAUUGUUGUGUUUAGUUGAAAAUAAAAUUUAGUGGUAUUAUGUUCGGUUCA
Molecule: messenger RNA, 1005 nt
Organism: Populus nigra (black poplar)
Lineage: Eukaryota; Viridiplantae; Streptophyta; Magnoliopsida; Malpighiales; Salicaceae
Product: EG45-like domain containing protein
Exons: 3
Coding region: 62-520 (152 amino acids)
Source: RefSeq, a predicted model, not a curated record